This is a messenger RNA of Acyrthosiphon pisum (pea aphid), 987 nucleotides long. RefSeq names its product thiamine transporter 1. Gene Ontology annotation, molecular function: vitamin transmembrane transporter activity. NCBI's taxonomy places the organism in Eukaryota, Metazoa, Arthropoda, Insecta, Hemiptera, Aphididae. Gene Ontology annotation, biological process: vitamin transport; transmembrane transport. Bases 95 to 694 code for a protein of 199 amino acids. The record is from RefSeq and is a predicted model, not a curated record. Gene Ontology annotation, cellular component: plasma membrane. The transcript has 5 exons.
AUCCGUAAAACAUGUUUCAAUCUUAAAUACAAUUUAUUUAUAGAUUGAAGCUCCUAAAACUUCAAAAGUUACUAAAUUCAAAGAAGUCAAUCAGAUGAUUUUUGAUGAUUUUCAAUCGGCAUAUAAAAAUACUUACGUAGUGAAAAAAAGUUUUUGGUGGAUAGUUGCUGUUGUUGGUCAUAUUAUAGUAGCAACUUAUAUUCAAGUUUUAUGGGAGGACGUGAACAAAAAUAAAAAAGAACUAAUGAAUGGCGCUGUCGAAUCUAUACACACUCUUUGUGGUGCUGCAGGUGCAUAUGCAGUUGGUCACUUGGACUAUGAUUGGAAAAAAUUUGGUGAUAUUAUAUUUACAGUUGGAACCUUUGUUUUAGCUUUAUUAUUAUUCGUUAUAUACUACUGCGAUUCAUUAUGGAUAUUAUACCUAUUAUACAUAAUGUUCGGUACUUGUUACCAAAUAUUGUUAACUAUCACUACCUCUGAAGUUGCGAAGCACAUAAAACCCGACAGUUAUGGACUAAUAUUUGGUUUUAAUUUCUUUAUGGCAUUAUUGAUAAUUUCAAUAUUUACAUUAUUAUUUAUCCAAGGACUUGUUGUUGUUAUAGGGACAAAAAAUCAGAUAUUAACUGUUGCUCUGAUGUUUGCUUCGAAGUCUGCAUUACUAUUUGUUGUGGCUGUUAGAAAAUGGAAAAAAUAAAUUCACUAAUCCUGUGGACACUUGAAGAAUGCUUUAACCAAAAAAUUGUACUUAUUAAUUUACAUUUAAUUCAUCAAAUUGUACCAUAACCAUCAUAUUAUGUACCUUCUAUGUUUUCAAGGUAUCAAAGUUUCGAUUUAAACUAAUAUUUGAAAAGACAAUGUUUAUAUAUUUGUAAAAGAAUAAGAAUGAUGCUUGUGUGGACUGUGAUGAACGGCAAUUCAUGUAUUAAUAAUUUGUAUCCUGUAUUACCUAUAAAUCAUUUAUUGUAUAUAAUACAAAUUUAAAAAAUA